Messenger RNA from Penaeus vannamei (Pacific white shrimp), 1890 nucleotides. The record is from RefSeq and is a predicted model, not a curated record. NCBI's taxonomy places the organism in Eukaryota, Metazoa, Arthropoda, Malacostraca, Decapoda, Penaeidae.
AUGACGAGCGGCAAAGUCCUCUUCCUCGCGCGUAAAGUUCAAAAAUCGCUAGAGAAGUUGCGUAAUCAGGAUGGCUACCGGUCUCAAUGGGUUAAAUACAAUUCUUUUGUAGGUGGUGCACCAUCAUCAAGAAGCUACAGUAGUGAACCAGGCCCAUCUACAUCUCGACAAACUGAUGCUGCACGUUUAAGAAGAGGCUGUCAGACUAGGUCUUUUCUGGAUCUCCUUGAUGAAAGUGACUUCAGUGAGAGUGAUGAUGACUGGCUACCCGAGGCAGUGAUGUCAUCUGGGAGACUAAUUGGAGUUGAAGAAGCUGUCACUUCUUCAGACUCGGAUUCUGAAGAAGAUCUCCAGGAGAUAUCUGUAUCUUCAACUGCUGGGGAGCCAAGAAGAUUGUUUUACCUACGAAAUAAAUCUUUCGUAGACCAUGCUCCUCAGAAUGCAACAGAAAAUUUAGGAGCUUGUAACUUACUGAAACCAAUUGAGUAUUUCCUAUCUUAUGUCAGUGAGGAUUUUUUGGGAGAUAUUGCAAUGUAUACAAAUAUGAAAUCAAUUGAAACUACAGGUGCAUGUAUUAACACAAACAGCAAAGAAAUUGCCACUUUCAUAGGAAUGACAUUUGCUAUGUCAAUCAUAAAGAUGCCAAGAAUUAGAAUGUAUUGGCAGUCAAAAACUAGGAUCCCUUGGAUAGCUGACAAAAUGGCAAGAGACAGAUUUUUCCGUCUCAGACAUUCCUUAAAGGUUAUUAAUGAUAACACUGUAUUGGAAGACGACAAAAAAAGUGACAGGUUAUGGAAAGUAAGACCUUUGUUGGAAGCAGUACGAACUCGUUGCAGCGAGUUGCCAAGGCCAUCGAAGGUCAGUAUUGAUGAAAGCAUGAUUCCUUUUCGAGGUAGAAUCGGUAUCAGGCAACAUGUCCCUGGCAAACCUUUCCCAGACGGGUUAAAAAUGUUUGUACUAGCUUCUCCAAGUGGAAUGGUACUCGAUUUUGAAAUUUUUCAAACUAAAGAAGCAUUGCUAUCCAUUGUUGAAAAGCUGAAUGUUAAACCUGACAGAACCCUCACAACUGGUGAAGCAGCAGUAUUAAGGUUUGUGCGCAGUGUGGAUGCUGGCACAAGUAUCUUUUUUGAUAGAUAUUUUACAAGCUCAAACUUGUUGUGUGAUCUGUAUGACAGAGGUCUUCGAGGAACAGGCACAAUUAAGAAAAACAUGGUACCUAAAGAGGCUAAGCAAAAAUUAAAGACUGAGGCAACCUUGCGCAAAGAGGGCAGAGGGGCAUCUGAUUGCCAAGUCCGAAAUGAUAACAAGGUGGCUGUCACUGCUUGGUAUGACAAAAAGUUGGUACUAAUGGCUUCCAAUGAGUUCUCUAUUGAUGACGAAGAUAUAUGCCAGCGGUGGUCUAAGGCUACCAAUACCCAUGUUGGUGUAAAGAGGCCCCGUGUGGUAAGGGAGUACAACAGUGCCAUGGGGGGUGUGGAUGUUCAUGACCAAAUAGUCAGCUAUUACAGAAGCCCCAAUCGCACUAAGAAGUGGACUGUUAGGGUGGUAUUGCAUUUACUUGAUGUUGUAACUGCCAACUGUUGGCUGGAAUACAGAAAGGAUAUGGAGUCAAAACCCAAACAAUAUCUAGACUUCAAAUUAAUCUUGGCAGACCAGUUAAUGUCAGGUGAUUUCUUUGACCAUGCCACUGACAGUCAGAGUAUUUCUGAUGCAAGUCUCUCUUCAGUAGACUGUAUUGAUUCAGAGACUGAGCCUCCUCCAAAGGCAGCUAAACAGGGCUUGACUCCUCUGCCAAACAGGGCUGAAAGAAAGAAAGGUUCAUCUCCAGGAUGUAAGACAUUUCUCUGCAACUAUGCAAAGAGAAACUGUUUCUUUGAGUUUCAUGUAUAA